AUGAGUUCUGUUGCACUGCACUGGAUGAAGAACCUGGAAGAAUUUCAACGUUCACCAGACACUUUUCUGAAAUCCAGAGAGAUCACAGCGCACCACUUUGUUUUGGACAUCCUUCAGGUAAAUUUCACUUGUUUUCUGACUCUGCUUUCGUGCGAAGGAACUGAAAUCACCUGAUUUGAUUUUCCUUGCCGCAGGUAUCGCAGUUUAGGAAACUAGCAAGCUUAAUUUAAUGGCAUCAACUGACAUCUUCUUAAUUUCCACUAGGUUCUUUAUCAUGAAAAUCUUCCUGAAAAUGUGAAGCUUCAGAUGUUGUUUCUUCUUCAAGAAAAGGUGCUUACUUAUCGUGGCAUUGUUACCACUGACACUUAAGCGUUUGUGCAUUCAUCCGUCUUUUUCACUUUUUGCUUUUCUGAAAUUAAUCUAUGAUGUAUUUUCUAGGUUACAAGUCUUUUCCUUGAUUUGAUAAGGUACAUGUACAGAACUUCUACUACACUUAUGACUGUCUAUUUUCGAGAAAAUCAGCGACUGGUCAUUGUGUAAUGAGGAUUGCUCAACUUUUGCUGAUCCCCCUCCCUUACCCACUCAGAACCCUUUCACUUUCAAGAUCUCAAUAGUAAUUCUCCUUUCUUUCUGCUACACAUUCCCAUAGCCUUAGUUGAGAGAAUUUGGUGUCAGAUCAAAUAAUAACACUACAGUUUAAAUUUUUUUGGGUCCAUUCUUAUUAUUUUUCUUCUCCAUUUUGCUUGGAUAAUUAACUCAUCUUCCAAUUAUCCUUGCACACAUUCAUGUUCUUCUACCAACUUCUUCCUCUUAUUUUCAUGCUUCUGCUUUUGUCAUCAAAUUACAGUGUAGAAUGUGCAGUACAAUCACUGAAGGAAAUCUUUCUUCCUGCACAUAAAGCCAUGCUUGAGCUUUACACAGCCCAGGUAUAGUAUAGGUUUAGUUGAAAUAUAUAGAAAGAAAACAGCUUUAUGGACUUGGUGCUGUAAUUUGGUAGUUAAAAGACAAUUUAUUGCUACUACAUGUAAAUGUUCAAUUUACAGCACAGUAUGUGACUACUGGUAAUUCUAAGUGAUGAAAAAAGGGUUUAAUCCUAAACCUUGGUAAAGGUCAUUGUUUUCUGCUUUUGGAGCAAGACACUAAACUUUCACUGCUGCAAAUUGUGUACAUUUAUUCAAGAAUAAAAAUGAAUAUCAACAAAUUUUCACAAUUUGAAUAAUAUGAAAACACGCUUGCAAGGAUAUUGUCCCCUUUAAGAGGAGAAAAUACCGCAUCUUCUUGUCUUUGUCAGUUGUGGACUACAGAUAUGCCAUCUAAGUGUACCAGAGUAGGGACAGUCAUGUAAUUACACCAGUCCCGUUAAGUCAAAAAGCCUGUAUACGUAUAUCAGAUUUUUGAGCUGAAAGUAGAUUUUUUUCCUAAUAGAACUUUCUUGUUAGUUAUGGGGUUGUUUUAUAUAAUAUUAUGUUUUGAGCUUUCACCUUGUAUGUACAUUGUGUAUUUUACUCUUCUUACAGACAUCAAGUAGCUUUUCCCCAAGUAGCAAUGCUUCAAGGUAAAUAUUGUAAGGCUGUCAGUAUAAGCUUUCAUUCCCAGUACAUCAAUCUACCUUGAAGUAUAUUUAAAAAAGAGCUCCACCAGUUUGCUCUACAGUUGCAAUGUUUCAGUUGUUUUAUAAUUUAAAGGGAAGAAUUGAUUGAUGGAAAUGUCCACUUCAUUACUGUAGGUUAUUAUGGGAAGAAGCUAGAAAGAAGUAAGAUUAUGGCAAGAUAAGGAUGAACCCUUUCCACCCUAAAAUCAGUAUGCCUUUUCUCCAUACUGCUCUUUAUACAUUUCCUUAGGUGCUGACAAGGAGAAUUUGUUUACCAAUCAAAAGCUUUUUUUCUUUGAUGAUCAUUUCCUUUGUUCUCAUGACCUUGAUGUGUGAUUCAGGGGUGAUGUUGAAGGGAGAAAUUUGAUGCUGGUCUCUUUAGGUGUUUAAAGGGUUAAGAGUUUUGUCUUCUUUUUAUUUUAAUCCAUUUUCAGGGCAGACUCAAAUCCAAGUUCAAGGAGGGAUAUGACUCCUUAUUCCCUGGUUGCUCAGUCAUCUCAGAUUUAUCUCAGUCAGGUACAUGUAUUUCCUUUGUCGGAUAUUGGUGGCAAACUUUUAUUUUAUGCAACAUGAAGAAAGACUCCAUAUUCUGUUCCUUGACUAGGGCCAGUUGUUUGAGGGCUGGUUGGUGCUAACCCAAGGUUAAAUUUUAAUGCGGGUUUCUUUAUUCCUUUGCGGAGAAACCUUCUCGGAAUAAUUUUCUCUAUUCCUUUUUUUAUUGCAUCACAUAAUCAAAUUCUGCAUAAAAGGAAGUAUACCUUAAGAUUUCACACUAAUCCUGGGAUAACAUAGCCCAGCUUUGAACAACCCAGCCCUGAGUUGCAGAUGUAGGAUAUAUUUUGCAAAAUAGAGACAGCAGAUUUAUUUUGUUGCUCAAUACGUAAUAAUUUUUAUAUGAUUAGUUUUGUUGUUUUUAGAUUUUGGUUACAGGAACCGUCAUUCUUAUCUCAAAGGAAACUCUGGUAGGUCAUUUAGUUUUGACUUUACUUGUAGGAUGCAUUUUAAACAUAGAGGUAACUUACCACUGACAGCACAUACAUGUACAGUGUAACCAUUAGACAUCAACCAUUCUGUAAAAUGUGUUCUUGACUUUGGUAUGUUUGCCAUUAUUUAUUGAUUAUUCCAAACAAUUUUAAUGCUGGGGCUAUUUUCAAUUUGUGGAUGAUUUUUAAUCAGUCACACAAUAAUUAUUAUGCAGCGCUGGGUAUUACUUACUGUUUAAUGUGAAAUCUCUUUGAAUUUGUGUAUUUACAGGAAAACAAUCAAGAGGUUUUUGUUGAUUUUGUUGAAGUCCUGACUGAUGUCAUAGAUGUGGUUAGUAAUUUUAAUUUCAUAUCAGUCUGUAACUAGUUUUUCUAGUUUAUGGCUAAUAUCUUUGUAUGGUUUGGCUACAAUACAAAGUAAAUCAUUUAAUAGUGAUAACUUUACAUACAUAUACACUUUUGAACAAUUUAUAUAAUAAUUGUAUCACUAAUCAACUCACUGUGCAAUUGGUAAUGAUCCUCUGGACGAUGAUGAAGUGUUAAAUGAAAUGAAGAUAUUGUGACUACUUACCUCUUGCAUUUUACUUCCUUUUGGGCUAUGUGGCUUUUUAUAGCCCAGUGCUUACUUCUCUGCCCACAUUUGCCUUAUAGGCCAGAGCCUGUGUAGUCACACAGUCAAUAAAUCAUAAUAUUGCUUGAGAAUGUAUACUGUAAGCUUUUGUCAUGUACAACUGGUGAAGUAUUAACUGAUCUCUACUUUUGCUUUGGAAGUCCUAAUUCCAUAACUCUGUUUUAACAGGUAAACAACCCUUUCAAUCUACUUGUGAGGAGAACUGCUUGUGACUGCCUUUGGGAACUAGAAAUGUCAUAUCCAGUAAGUUAUUACUGGUUCUUUUUAUGUGCAUUCUUUUAACUCCUUUGAAGCUGAAAUAUGUAGAUGUUAUGGAAUGGCUGCAAACAUGUGCAGCAUAAAGCUUAGAUACAAUAUACAACACAGUAUUUAAGUUAACAUACAUGAUAGUCUGUCAAUAAGUACAUGCAGUAUGAAUGGUCAAUGAAACAGGCCAUAUUUCACUGUACCCUUGCUAAAUUCCAAAGUUGGUUUGAAUUGAAAUCUUCCUGCUCUAUUUAAACCCAGAGGUAUGAUAAAUAUGUUACUGACCUCGUUUUUUCAAUCUGUACUGUAAGUUAUGGAAGCUGGUUUUUUUUGCAGUAUUUAUACAUACAGGUAUGGUGGUGUAUGCCUGAACAAAAUAGAUGCAUUGAUCUUUAAUUAUAAUCUUUUACAUGCAAUUUUUAUUCUUAAUUGUCAGAUAUGAAUUUAAUAAUAAUUAUAAAAUUAAUGUACCACCUCACCUGCUGUUCAUAAAGUUCAUGAACAGCCAGCCUGAUUGCUAUUCCUUUACAUUAGAAUAUUUACUGACAAGCAAGGACAAGUAUGCUCAAUUUCUUGCAUGUAAAAGAACAAAAUGAUAGUCAUGCCUGCCAUUAUGAAAGAGGUCAACAGGUCUAUGUGUCAAGUAGCUUUUUCUCUUUCAUAUUGUUCAAGUAAUCUAGAUUAAUCAUUUUUAAUGAUUUAAAUUCAGUUUUAAUUAUUCACUCUAUGAAAUUUUAAUGAAUCUGGCUAUGGUUUUUUAAAGGUUGAAUAACAUUAUAACAUUAUCCACUGGAUAAACCUCUAUCCCAUGGAUAACACAGUAUGUUUUUCUAUUACUUAUCCUCUGGUUAGCGAUUUGAUAGCAUUAUCUGUCCUUUAUACAACUGGGCCCUGAUAUUCAAUCUUUUUUUACUCAUUUUUUACAUGUAAUAUAUUUGAUUUUUACAAAGGGUCUUCUCCAUGCAAAAUUGGAUCAUUUUUAUGCCAAAAGUGCUGCAGAGAACAGUCCUAUAUUUCAGAGUUACAUGGUAAGUGUUAUUAAUUCUGUUUACACAUAACAAGUGAACAUUACUUUCAUGCAGUAAUGACGAUAAUGUGAGAAAUUUCAAAUUCACAAAAUUUAGAGUCAGGUGCAUCAGCAGACAAAUUUGUUGUGGCUUCGAAAAAAUGUUCAUGUACAUGUAGUAAUAAUUUAACAAUUAUAAUAAAUUUUAGGGUAGGAAUCUUGUCAUGAGAUGAAAUAAAAUAUAAAGGUUCACCUAAACCCACCAAGAAGUGUUGCCUGCACAUAUGCUUCUUCUGCUUUAGGUCUUGUUUGUAACAGUCUUGCACCAUGCUAUGGAACUCUUAUUACAAGAGUCUGCGAAUAGGUAAGUAACAAUUUUUUUCUGUCUUGAAAGUGUAAUUGCUUGUAAUACGCUGUACAGCAUAUAAUUAUGUGAAUCAUUUAAUUGUAAUCAAUGCUCUCAGUACCUUUUUUGAACUAAAUUUUUUCAGUGGUAAGAUGAUAUCAUAUGUGAUUUAAUAUGCCUGCAUGUAUGUUUACUUUAAAAUGUAGAGGAACUAAAAUUGGCUUCUCUUAUUGUGUGACUUAGACUGGAUGACAACUGUGUAAAUAGUUUACUUACAAGCCGUACAGAACCUCUGAAGGUAAAAUGAACUGAAUUUAUAUCUGAGAUAUUUCAGAUACUUAUGUAUUUACCAUCUCUCUUAUUUCUAUCUACUUAAGUUGAUGUUUUUUUUUAGAAAUGAAUUUUUAAAUCUUUAGUUGAAAUCUACUUAAAUAAUAAUAUGAAGUCUUUCAAAGGAAAAGAAAACCUAAAAAUGAUGAAACUGAUAAUGGUGACGAUGUUGAAGGGGGUGACGAUGAUGAUGAUGAUGAUGAAUUAUUUUACCACUGUCCAAUAGAAGUGGAUAUGGACAUGCGUCAUGCAAUAUAAGUGGAUACAUGACAUGAUAGUACAAUGAAGCUGAGAAACAUUUGUUACAUGACUCAUCCUAUUGUGGAACUCAUAGACAAGUGUAUACGUUUUACUUUCUUUAGCUACUUUACUUACCCAAAGAUGCUUCAAAGCAGUUUUUACCAGUAACAAUUCAGGUGAGAGAAUGAAAUUUUAGUCAGACUACCAUGUACAUUUAUCUAUACUAAGAAAAAAAAUAGUUUUUAAUAAAUGGAACAAAUACUAAGGUCUCAUCAGUAAAAUAGUACACUGUUAGGUUCAAACACUAAUACAAGCUGUCCUUUCUAAUUUUUAGGCUGGAGCAUUGAGCUCCAGGUCGUUGACUUUACCAGAGAAUGUUGACACCAAGGAAUUGAAAAGAGCAGUUUCCUUCUUGAUGGACAACAUUGGUUUUCUUAACACUACUGGAAUUUUCCAUGUUAUGUUCCAAGUAAGCUUUCCCAUUUUUUUGUCUCUUUACUUCUUUGAAGUUCAACUUAAUCCUUUAACUCCUAAGAUCUCAUAAGUAAUUCUCCUUACUAUCAGCCAUACAAUUUUUAUGAUGUCAAUUUGGAGAAUUUGGUAUUGGAUCAACUAAUAAUCUCCUAAUUGAUAUUUUACUUUAUUCUCAUCUCUUCUUUGCUUGAUAUUGUAUUGAUAUUGUGAGGAGAAAUUCUCUCUUAGUCAUUCAUGUGGGGGGGGGGGGAAAUAAAGGGUUAAGUAUCUAGUCAUGACAUUCUGGAAGUGUAAGGCUCAUCUUCUGUUCAAAUAAUUAUGUAGUAUUGUAUUGUAUGUACCUCUUCUAGCUCAUGCAAUGUGUGAAACUAGCAGAACUUGCCCCAAAUGUGAGUUGUUAUUUUUGUCUAUUAAAUAUACUUGAAUCAAUAUUAUAGACAGUCUUUGUAGAUGCUGUGCACCAACAAAGUGUGCUUUUAUAUUAAGUAUGAGGCUAUAUGUAAUUUGCUUUCUCAACUGAGUUGAUAAUUUGAUUUGCCUUGGUAGAGAGGUUCUUAGGCUUACAUUUAGAGAAUUAGCCCUUCUCCAGAGCAUUGGUCAUCUUCUCAACAUCUAUUGUUAACUCAUCAACACCUUCACUGAACUCACGUAGUGUGCUAUACGUCAGCAAAUAAACACACAAAAGCAAAGUAACUGCUGAAUAGAUCAUCAUAAUUCUUUUUAUACUAGAGGCAGCUCCAUAAAUUAUUACACUGCUAAUAGCAGUCAGCCCUUCGUUUAUGGGCAGUUGAAAUAACUUUGACCCAAAUUAAAUCCUCAGUUAAUUUAAUUUUUUAAUAUUUUAUUUGUUUUGUUUUCCUUAGAUGUUCAAAUCACAGUUUAUUACUUGGGUUUCCACAACUGAUCUUUCUGUUUUUCAUGUUCUGCUUCUUUUAAAGGUAAGGUAUUAAAUUCUUGAACCGUUUAAUGCUCUGUUACACCAAAUUUUGGUACUUGUCUUGAGUACAGUACUUACAUUUAUUUCAUACAUACUGAGAUUUACACUGUGAAGUACUUUCAUUUGUACUUUUAAUUGGAUGAAUGAUUUAUUUUCACAGUCGUUCACUUCCAAUCUUUGUAUUGAAAUGUAAAAAAUAACUCAGCAUAUACAUGUCUGAAAUAAAAACAUCGUACCAUGGUUGGUGCUUGAACGAUUUUUCUUCACUCAGUGCAAUGCAACAACAAAAAAACGCAGUCCUUUGCUGCGCUCACUCAUUCGUUUUUUUGAUGCAUUGCAACUUGUGAAUAAAAAUUGUUUGUGCCUACUUUCUAUGGAAUAAUCUCAAUGUAUUUCUUUUACUGCCUUGUGCAUGGUUAAUACAAGUAAUUUCAUUGUGGUGCAUAAGCGGCAGAUAGGAUACAACAAGAAGUUCCUUUCUUUUAGCUGUUUACCAUCUAAAGUACAUGUCAUGCCUAAAUUAUCUACAGAUUACUAGCUUGAAGCCUAUCCCUUAUAUCAUUUCUUACAAUUUUUCUCUCUGGUAGCUUAAAUUUUUAGAUGAUUUAUUCUUGGAAGGCGACGAACUUCUUCUUCUUCACAGGUAAAGUCCGUCAGUUGUUGGAAAAUGUUUGUGCAAUUACAUGUUCAGUAGACUGCCUAUUUUGUUCAGCCCUUAAGGAAAAACGUUAAAAAAUUUUAGGAAGGGGUAGUAAAUUUACAGUGUGUGUUUGGUGAAAUGGAAUUUGUGAAUACAGAAGUUUUAAAAGCUACGUUUUUUCGUUUGUCUCACGAUGGAGUCACGCGAUGUACAUCACACGUGACUACAUCGUGAGACAAACGAAAAAACUUAGCUUUUAUUGUUAUUCACCACGAUAAAUAACCACAACCUUUUUUACAGAAAUUUUAUACAGGCUUAAGAUCUAAUAGCAGAUGUACCAUUUUAUGAGAGCUUUUUUUUUUAACACUAAGAAACUAAAUGCAUUUACCUUUUUAGAAUGUUGUUGGUGUCGAGUCAGCCCACUCUGGCACAAGGUCAGCGGUUGUUGUGUUUUGAGUGGCUUAUGCACUUUCCCGCUGAAGAGGUAACUUUGAGUCAGUCAAUUAGUUAAUUAGUUGAUUAGACGAAGAUCGUUCUCACAUUCACUUCUUUAUCCGCACUCACAUAAAUUACAUUAUUUUCGUAGAUCGACAGUCAUUCAUUUACCACUUCACGGAUUUAUUUGAAACCAACAUAAUGACCAGCUUCCAGUUGGCCUGCUAGGUCAGUUGCUAGAGCACUGCACCUGUAUCGCAGAGGUCAUGGUUACAGGCCUUAUUUUUUCAGGCCUUAUUUUCACUACAACUUAAGUUGUGUUCAUUACUGCGAAGAUGGCUCUCACAUUCACUUCUUUAUCCGCAGUUCACAUAUAUGAUUUUCAUAUAUUCACAGUCAUUUAUAUGUAUACUCAAUGGUCUCCAACUGUCUGAUAACGGAAUUGUAAUGUAUUGUGCUUUUUCAGGAUACUCUAAUUUUACAACCAACCGUUCCUCACUGCUUGGAUUAUUCACAGUUUCGUUUCUUUUACCCUUCUGUGUUCGAUUCUGUAGGUGAGUCUUGUCUUCUACUUAAGUUCAACUCUACAUAUAUUGCUGAUAUUUUCGGUAUACCAUGAAUAAAUGGUUGUACCAACUUUUCAGGUCUUAUUUCAACUACUAGUUCAGUAGUUUUAUAGCUGCGAGGAUCUCUUACAUUCGUUUCUUCACCGCAGUGCACAUGUAUGAUUUUCAUAUAUCUACAAUCAUUAUUCAUCACCUGGAUGAAAAAAAAUUGUUGGAUUGUUAGCUUUGGUAGAGCGCUUAUCGCAGAGGUCAUGGGUUCUGAGGCCUUGGUCUUAUUUCAAUUACUAGUUCAUUAGUGUUUAUAGCUGCGAGGAUCUCCUAUACUCGUUUCUUCACUGCAGUGCACACAUAUGAUUUUCAUAUAUCUACAAUCAUUGUUGAGUUGAUAAUGUUAAUUGGCCACCGUAAAGAGUCUUUAUGAAGCUGACGUUUCGAGCGUUAAUCCCUUCGUCAGAGCGAACAACGAAGCGCUACUGCUCGAGAUAUUAGCUUUAAAAACUCAUAACGGUGGCCAAUUUACAUUAUCAACUCAUUUGAUAGUGUAAAUCGCAACACCCCCCGCUGACUGUAAAUUAAAAAACUAAACCCCUAAAUUCAUAUGAAAGAAUGGUUUUUUACCAGAUAUCUUAUGGAAACAAUGAAAUUAUGUUUAAGAAUGAUCAACUGAGAAAUUUUCAAUUGAUUGUCGCAAGAAAUUCUUAGUUUUCCUUAACUUCCCUCUGUGGUCCAGAAAACUCGCACAGUUUCAAUACUAAGACCAUUCGCAAUUUGGUCUUCCGCGUUUUCCCGCGCUUCAGGUGAUUUGCUUGUUCUGAUUGGUUCCUUUUUAUGACUUUCUUUGUUCCGAUAGGCUGUAGUAGUGAUUAGUUUGGUCUUGGUAUGACAACACUCAAUCGACAUACGCUCUAUCGAUUGUCGCAAGCAAUCCAGGAUUACGAUGGUUUUCUCUCGCUAUGGUCCUUGAUCGAUCAAAUAAAUGUUGCGUUAACCCUCGAACCAAUCAAAUGCGACUUGGUUUCUCAUUUUUUGAUCGUGACACUCUGGGAUUCGUGCUCCUCAUUCUUCCAAAGUUCCGCCCGGCGCGCUAACGUCAGGUCUUAAUUUCACUUGUGUUUUUUUUUCGCCGAAAAGCAAGGACUACUCUUGGUCUAUACUGGUCCGUGGGCUCUAGCAAACGUCUUUGCAUUCUUAACAGUUUUCAGUGUGUCCGCAAACGGUGACACUGUGUUAGAAGGCAGUAACUCUUGAUGCACAGUAUUCGUCCAAGCGCAAUCCAGAUGAAACGAUUUGAGAAAAGAGAGAUUCAAGAGACUGAAGUUUUGCCAAGACAGACAAUCAUAUUUUGCGAUAACAAUGAUUUCUGCGUUAAAACGCAGAGGGGGAAGGGGAAGGGGUGGGGAGAGACCUAAUAAUACCCUUCCUACCCAUGCUCGGCUGCUAUGGAAUUAAAAUUUAUUAUAAUCUUUUAUAACAUCAUUUGCGUUGUUUCUCAGGAUAUUUUGUUACCGUCUGCUUUGCCCGUAUUAAUUUCAGUAGAACUAAAUGCUUUCAAUUUUGUUGUGCUCUUCAGAUGUGACAGUUGAUAAACUCAAGGUUCUGUGUCUAUGCUUGGAUCAUGAGACAUUACAUUCAUCAGGUACCAAAGGAAAUAGUUGUUGGAUGUCAAAUUUCCGGCAAAUUUGAUUUACUGGGAGGGAAACUUUAAAUCAGUAUAGCAUGUUCGUCAAGGGAAUUUCAAAAUGGAAAACAAAUAUUCCAUUGCUUUUUCCACUGCGAUCUCAGAUUGGUUAAGAAUUCUUGCGCGACUUUUAACUCGUGUCGUCCCAGGAUUGAAUUCGUUACAUGUUUAUACUAUGAGCUCCUCUUGUGAUGUUUACUGUUCUUCUGAUUUGACGUUGGGACUACAUUGAUUUUAAUUUUAACGAAACUACAUCGAAAGGCGCUCGAUGCAGGUGUCACUUUUUUUUUUCCUAUGCUUUAUUUUCUUAGACUCUGCUGGUGUCCCAUUAAUGCAAUGCCUAAUGCCACUUCUGAAGAGAGUCCGUCAGGGAAUCGGAGGGAAGACUGUAGUAGCACUGUUCAGAAUCCUUUUCUGGUAUUACAAACAUCACUGGGACUCGGAGCUUGAACGUGAAAUUUACAAGUGAGUAUCAAAUGUGUCUUCAACGCAGCCUAAUCCCUAGGCGUUCACUCUUGUCUCGUCGUCUGUGUGAAGUCUGGGAAGAGACAAAUGAGAAUUUCGAUGACGUUGCGGCUCUUACUGGGAUUCAGGUUUCACAGAGUAUAGAACUGCUAGCGCGUUGCUUUAUGGGAAUUGUGCGUCAAUUUUACUUGUUUAAAAUGAUUGUCUUUGCAGGCUAGUGUUGUCAAUAGUAACUGACCACCCACAGUUCAUACCUCAUACUGUAGAUUUGCUAAACUCAGUGUCUGCCAUAACUCCAGACAGGUUAGUACACUUGCGUUGCACCAUUCUGCCAUCUACAGCAGCAUGUGUGCAGUCUAGUGUCUAGACGUUUCUUGGGAGAUGAUCACUCUCACCCUAAUACGCUUCGAGAUUGGUCUAGGAAAUUCUUACCUCCCUCUCAACCAAUCAGAAGCAAAAUAUAAACCAAUCUCAACUUGGUUACAUGCGUUUUCCCGCGCUUUGAGUAAAUUACUUCUUUUUACCUCUCAUUCACCCCUCGUGAUGUUUUCCUUUGUGCUGAUUGUUUGUUGUCAUUACCGAUUUUUUUUUUUCGCAACACUCAAUCGAAUUGUGUUCCGUUGUUGUUGUUCCUGUUUUAGUUAGUCUAGGUGAUUUGUAUCUGUGUCUUGUUAUUUGCUUGUGACAGUUUUUGCUCAUCAAUAAUUCAAGAGUUAUUGCAUAGAUAAAGUUCCCUGACCUAGCUUCAUGUUUUGGUCCACUCUUUCAUGCAUGUCUAUCGAACGAUCUCUUGCACAGAUUUUCAAACUAUGUAGAGGUUUAUAUAUUUGUUUAAAAAGUGCAAUUUAUUUUUGCUCUAACUCGAAUCCCAAACGCCAAUUACCUUAUUUGUCGUAGUUGUAAACAGAUCAUCUUAAUAAUUAUGAUAUCUAUGUUUUGUCAUUAACAGUAAACUUCCCACCGAUUUACUGCGAUCUCUGAGUGACCAUGUAGUGUCGCAGCCAGUGGAGUCUGUUCUACCAAACUUAACGCAUCACCUCAAAUUACUUUCCCUUGCAAUGAGAGGUUCAGAUAUACAACCUUCAGUAAGUAAUGUAAUUUGUUGUUCGCCUUUGAACAUACCUAAUUUGAACGGUUUAAACCCAUGAUUACCGGGAAAUUGCCACGGUAGCGAAGCCUUGAAAGGAAUGGAAGGCGAGGGCUUUGUCGCCAACUUUCUCAUCGAACCCUCGACACUGCCUGCUAGUAAUACUAUUUCAACGCGAGAGUUCUCUUUUUUCAAGUAGUGACACCAGUUCUGUGUUUGUUGUAGCCAACCAUGCGUUUUUUGAUUCAAAUCCUUGACAAAGCGGAUAUCGCCCGUAAGGGCGACUGGACUGUUGGAAAUUGUGUCCUAGCUGUGUGCUACAGUAUUCUUUUGCAUCAUAAUUCGAGCUCAACAAUUACAGGUGAUUAUUUUUGCAAGUGUUACUUAGUAUUUGGUAAUUUUUUGGUGUUGUUUUUGUUUGUUCUGUUUUGUUUUAUUUUCUUUUUUGGUAGGGUUUGGAUGGACCUGUCAUUGUGUUUUCUUACCUUAUCUGUUCAUUAAUACAUUUUGUCAUCAUUAAAAGUGACAUUGUAUUAUUUUUUAAGCUCAAUUAUACACCCACUUUGAUUGGUUAUUACCUAUAAUCUAUUGGAAAACAGACACAUAAUUGACGUCAUCAUUGACCACAUUUUGCUUUUUUUGUUCACUACCACCUCUUUGUUCUGACCACAUUUUGAACAGACGCACGGUAACGUGAAAUCUCUAUAUUAAUGAGACCUUCAGAUGGUAGUGCGAGGGUGGAAUUUUUAAUAUUUUUUCUAUUCUUUUUCUUAGAACUUGGCAAUCUGUUGCUUUUUAUAUGUGCAACAUACCGGGACAUCGGUAUCCUUAGUCAUCUUUAUAAUGGCUUAUAUCUGACGAAUUCGUCACUAAAUUAUAUGUCGAGUAACGUGAUGGAAGCCUGAAGUCGACUUGUGUCUCACGUUCCUCUUUGUUUUACAAAAGUGUCGAAUUAUCCUCACAUGAGGUGAAACCGCAAAAUAUUAAUAUGCAAAGAAAUCGCAACACUAAAGAAGCGAUAAUUAGCAAAAUAGAAACGAUGUUUGAGAUGGAGAGUGGAUUGCAUGCCCAAACACUCACUUCAGCCAAAACGGCAGGAUUGUUAAGAUCUCCCUUCUCUUUAGACAACAAGCAUUCGAAAUAACCAACCCGUCUAGAUUGCAUUGUAUGGGCAAUUGAAUGAGGGUUUGUGUAGAUCAUUGUUGUCAUCAGAAGACUAUGCUGGAUUCUACAGAGGCGAUGUAGCAUUCUGUUUUAAUCUUAAUGUUUCCACUAGAUAUCAGAGACCGUGCAAGAUUUUACUACUGUCUUUUGACUAAUGUAUCGAGUAAAAAGGUAAGUAAACAGAAUAAGUGAAUGCGAGCUUUUGGAUUACUUUAUGCGCCAAGAAGAUGUUUAUUUUUCCAUUUUUUCCUGAAUUACGAGGAUGGUAAACUUACUGAAAAUGACAUAGCAGGGUUAGUGUGCAACGGAAACUUUUCAGCCUCAACCGACACUGUUUGAAAAGUUUGUCUUUGAAACAUAUGACUAUCGAGAUAUUGUAUUUCAAUUUCAAGGACUAAACUUCAGGGUAAGGGAAAAUAGAUAGAUGAAUUGUAAAUAAUUGGUAAAAUGAUAAUCAGCUUCGAAGAAAGAAUGUAGUUGUUAGCUGAUAAUCUUACUCCUUUGGUUAAUUCUUUCUUUUUUUUCGCUAGUUAAGCGUGAUUGAAUUGUUUCUGCGGCUUAUCCAGUGUUUCUUUCCCUUAUUUUUUUGAACAGUGUUCCAAAAUACUAACCUCCGAGACAGCAAAGCAAGGUCUUCCUCAUGUCAUCGCUGGUAAACAUCGUUUCUUCGCCCGUGUUGCUCUAAUGUUAUUAUAAUUAUUGUAUCUGAAGCCACAUCUAUCCCAACGAGGGUAGACAUUGACAGCCAAAGCGAAAGUCACACCCUCAUGAGUCAUGUGGGGGCAGUCAUUUGAAUCUGUUGAGGGCUUUGUCAAAACCCAGGUCAUUGUCACUGAUACCAGCCCUCUUUCGACUUCAUUCACACGGACGAGUAUGUGUGAGUCGUAAGACGAUUUCGAGUGCAAUAUUUGAUGUUAUGAGCUUUUUCAAAGGAAACAAAACUGCACGAGCCCGUCGGGCUCUUAGAGCAAGGGGAAUCUUGUGAUUACUUGUGACUAAUAUACACGAAAAAAACAUCACAGAAAGUCAAGAGGUGACAAAAUUUUAAAAGUGUGCGCGUGCCAUUUGUAUACAACUUUACACUCGUGUUACAUGAGAAUGUACUCGUUUUCAACCAUUCAGGUGUGCGUAAUUUUUUCAUGUACAUUUUCAGCACUGCAAUUGUUAUAAAUCAUGAAAUACACAAUUCUCUUAAUCUCAGGCGUUCUUCAGUUUACAAAAACAAAAAACCAACAAAAACUAAAGACAAAGAUUGAAGUAAACAAAGCAAAAUAAACGAAACAAAAUAAAACAGAACUAACGGCAAACAAAACAGAACAAUAUACUUCUAGGCAAAUGAAAGCAAAUUAAAAUGGCAGAAAAACAAAACAAUGAACGAACACAGACAUAGUUCUCUCAUUUUUUUUAAACGUUCCAUCAUUUUAUAAAAACAAAACAAAACACAAAAUAAAACAUAACGUGAAUUCUUAAUUAUUGUUUUUCUUGAUAAUUUGUCCCCAGAUGAUAUCACAACCAGCACAUUUCCCGUUCCUCCUCCGGUAAAACACAUCAGUUCGCCUUUUCUCAAGCUUACAAGGUAAAGAAUCUCGUCAUCUUGUUUCCUCUCCACGUAACAACCGAGCAAAUUGGGUUCCUAAGAAUUCCUUUCUAACUUCCACGGGAUGCUCUGACUUCUUCACAUCUACUCUAUGUCUCACGCUCUUGACAAAACGAUCCACAUCUUUCUCAAUUCUUUACCCUAACAUCCGAAUACAUAUUUUCCAUACUCUUCCCUAUACAUUGCUUAGGUACUGACAUUAGGAAUUUCUUCAACAAUCCAGAGCUUCUUCAGCUGGUGAUCAUCUCCUUUGUUCUCAUGACUUUAUUGUGUAAUUCAGGGGUAAUAUUGUAAGGAGAAGUUAGAUGCUAGUCUCUCUUAGGAAUCCAAGGGUCAAUCCGAUAACCGAACUCAAAAGUUACCAUCUUUCUUAUUCGACUUAAACACAUACGCAUACGACACAGCUGAUCCUAACAGUAUGCAGGACAUCGGUCACAAGUGAACCGUGGACAUAUGGACGAGCUCGAAUUCGAGAUUCAUCCCUUUGUUUCACCAGUCUGCUUCUCUUUGCAGCACCUUUGGAAGCAGACUCGUAUGUUCACGUUUCAUUCAGCGUCUAAAUUUCAAACCCACUGUUGGUUUUGUAGGUGACUUAAUUUUCCUCCUUGAAAUUAUGAUGGGGGCAUUAUUGCAGAGGUCAUGUUGUUAUUGCAUUAGAAGACGUAGACAAACCUGUUUUGAGAAGUUAUGGAAAACGAGAACGUAAAGUGGUUCGGGCUCUUGUUAGGAUUGUUGACAACAACGGGAAAAAAUGAAUAGUGUCGUGUUUCUUUUCCUUAACAGGGUCCCACGGCCAAAAUUUGAAGGCUCCCUGACUGAUUUGAAGCUUUCAAACCAUGGCGAAGCUAAGGAGUUCACCACUACAAAAGGUGUGUUUUGUUUUCUUUACGUUACUACGGGUUGGUGUGUCUUGUUCGCCGAAUUUUGCAAUUUGAAGUUUUGCAAUGUCUUAAUUAUUGUACAGGUUAAGCCUAUAGGUUUGAGUUGCGAGCAAAGAAAGUUUUUUUCUGUUGUGCUCAUUAUCCUAGGUUCCUGAAAACGGAUGCAAUGUGUCUGCAAGACUUAGUAGAAUCUCUCUCUCUCUUUUUUUUUUUUACUGAAGUUGUUUACUGCACUUUUCGAUGGUUUGUUUUACAACAAAAACCGAAACAGUUAAAAGACUCACAGUGAAUCACAGGGUGCCAAUGAGAACUCAUAUGCGAAACAAGGAAACUGCCUUAAGCGCGGGAAAACGCGAGUGACCAAGUCACAUCUCAUUGGUAGAGAUGGGCACGGUUUUUCUUGACCAAUCACAGUGCGAUGGAAAGGAUUACUUUCGACACACAAUUGAGAAUCGCUCUAAUGCGAACGCCGGAUGUAAUUUGUUCCCCGAAAAGUCAUGGUCCUUAUUUCAUCGCUACAGUGUAGUUGUGUAUGUUGGAUUUAAGCCGAAGUUGCCAAUUUCCGCUCCAUCCAUUAUUUUUCAGGUCUGUUAGAUCAUUAUCUCAAGAUGGUCGACGGAAAUGCCUAUGGUGAAGAAAUCCCCAUAAAGUAUUAUGUCCACUUUGUGAGUAUUUGUAUUUCUCAGUUAAGAGUUAUUCAAGUUUGCACUUCCAUUUUCUUCAACGAUUAUUGUUCUAUAAGAAUAAUGUUAGGAUUUCGAAAUACGUUGCUUGAGAACGUUUUUCCAUUGUGCUUCCAAAUGAUUGCCGAGAGACCUGUUUACAUACUAGGAAAAUAUAUAUUUCAUUAUGGAAGGAAUGAGGACUUCCUCCUAAACAAUGAGUUUCGUGAGAUUGAAGUCGAUGAUCGGGACCUUCAGCAAACCUCGAAAGCGACGAGAACGAGGACGCUGCAAAACAAAAGAUCUAAUCAGUGGAAAAGUAACUUAGUGCGUGCGUUUGAAAGUGUGUACAUUUCUUAGCCGUCCUCGGCAAAACAACGGGCACCUUAAGCAAGCCACGACGGCGACGGCAACGAGGACAUGGAAAAACAAAAGGUCUAAUUGGUAGAACAAUAGCUCAGCACGUUCGUAUUAAAACUUUGGACAUUUCUUAGCCUUCCUCUGCAAGACAACAACGUGAAAUCACCACAACUUGCGUCGUUUGCGAGCCGAAACCGCGACGGCAAAUUAUUUCAAUUUCCAUUUGGAACUCAAAGCUUCUUUUAUAUGCUAUGUUGAAGUUGAGGUGUGGCGCCGUAUGAGACAGUAAACAAAUGCAGCCAUUUUUAAAAUUCUAAUUAAAGGCAGAAAUUCAUUUUUUAAUCAAAGUCUUCCUUGGCGUUGCCGUCCUGACUGCCGAAGGUCCCUAACAACGUGGAAUCACCAAACUUAACUCGACGCUGCUUUUAUAUGUUUUGCUGAAGUUGGAGUGUGGCGCUGCAAGAGAUAGUUAAUGGUUCCAGCCAUUCGCGAAAUUCUAGCUGAAAAAAUAAUUUUGUUUUUGAUUGACUUCUUCGUCGUCUUUUCCGUUCUUUCAAUUUUAGUUAAUUUUUUUAAUAAAAUAUAAAUGGAACUGUGAUUAUCUCUUUCAACAGACAGAUUCUUCGACUCUACCUAUUCCAACGAUUAUCUAUGCUUUGGUUCUGAAAUUUCACACUGACAGAAGAUACAAGCAACUCAAAGGUUGGUUGUUCGUUGCAGUUGUUUACAACUUCUUGCAUCGUUUGACUCCUCUGCUUUGGUUUGACCAAAUCAAAGGAGUAAAAUAGACAGGGGAGGGAAAAUUAUUGCUUGGAGUCAAUUAGAACUCAAAGGAAAGAUAUAUAAACUGCCAGAAGCGCUAGUUGCACAUGGGUUUAGUUUUGCAGUGAUUGAGUUAGCGGGUGUUCUGAGUUUUUAAGACCAAUCUUAGCCUAACCCCUGCAAUCCCGAAUUGCAAAAUUGCUCUGAAUUUUGAUGUGCCUCUGUUUGUUUUGAUCUCUCGUAAUGAUAAAAUUGUGCAUGUUUAUAAUGGGCUUUUUAUUUCUGUUUAGACAUUCACAUCUCAUACUUAUCGGCCGCUAAGUCGACAUCUCCAUCUGAAGGUGAGAGCUAAUCGUUAUUAAAAUAUACCUGCGUAGGCAAAGAGGCGUAGGAAACAAAUUUCCUCACACGCAAUUGGAAUUAGAGAAGGGGGGGGGGAGGGUUGGUUUCUUUGAAACACUAAAUGCUCUUCAUUUUUUUCCAGCUUUGUUAUUGUGCUAGGCUCUGUUAAGCGUUACUUGGCUGUAUUAAGCUGAACAUUUUCUUUUGCAUCCCACAGGCUGUUAUGUGAUAACUGUAAACUUUUGCCCUCUCGAUCCAGUACCCGCCGUGUUCAAAGUUAGGUAAGGUUUGUGGAAAAUUGCAACUAAAAAGGAAAGCGUAGCACGUGUGACUCGUUUUAUACGAUUGAGCACAAGUUUGAGUAGAGAAUCUUACUUUGAUAUAUCCAAUAUGUCGGCGGUUUGUAACCAUUUAUGUGGCUUUCGGGUUUGUUUUGUUGCAGCCUAUUCAACAUAACCCUUCCAAUUUUUAGAUAAUAAGUAAGAAAAGAGUUCAUUUUAAGUGAUCGAUGCCCAUAAAGUAUGUUAAGAGGGGUGGUUCGAUUUUUCUCAUCCUAUUUUCAAACUAGUUAACGAAACAGCCCCCACUGAAGAUGUAAAGAAUAAAAACAAAACAAAACAAAACAAAACAAAACAAAAGGAUUGAAGUCUGUCUCGCAACCGUAACAAGCUUGGGUGGAUGCCAACGCAAACUAUACAGUUUUUGGACCGUUCUUUCCCACUUUUAUAGGUUAUUAUACUGGGCACCCGCCUACAAUGGCAAAAAUUUAGGGGUCUUAAAAUUGUUUGGUUUAUCACUAUCACCUUAACACUUUACUCCCUAAAAUAUGAUAUUUAUAUUCACCACAAUGCUCUCUCUACAUUUUCUUUGAGAAUGACCAGGCGACUAAUUUGUUUGACGAGCAGGAGCUUGGUGAUCAUUUCCUUUUUUCUUGUGACCUUAACAUUUGAUUCAAGGGCGACACUGUAAAGAAAAAUUUAUAGCCAGUCACUCUUUGGAAUUUGAAAAGGGUUGAAUAUGCUUCACAAUGAAAUAUUAAACUGCUACUCUUCACUUUCAGAGCGAUAUUCAGUGAUGAUAAUGGUUUAACCAGUGCAAUGCAACUGGAGAAUUUGCCAGUUCAGUUUUGUGACUUGUUUAAUCCUCUUCAAGUGCCAGCUUACUUCAAGGUAAAACGGGAGGGAAUAAUUGAUGGGCACUGACGUAGUUUUGAUGUAUUUCAAAUAGUGAACCGUUCAGUACCAGACCACAAAAUUUCGUCUUUUCUUUCAGACUGCACCGGUAACGAGUGUCAAAGCAGAACUUUUCUCUGUACUGUGGGAUCACAUCGUUAAAGUGCAGCGCACCAGGUAUUCUUUACGAAAUCAUUGACUUCUUUGUCACAAAAUGUUCCUCUAGUAAUGAGUAACUUUUGGGAUGAGAUAGAGUUUAGUGUUUGGAUAACUUUAGAGAAUUCUCCCACCCCUACCCUCCUCCCCCACCCCUACCCUCCUCCACCACCCCCUCCUGAGUGCUUUGACGAAGUAAUGCAAGCACGAAGAUAGUCCUCUUCUGUUUGUUUGAAAUUUGUCUCAAAAGUAUACGCGAAAUUAAGACAUUACAAAUGUGGUUCUACACACUCCCCGACCAGUGAGAGCUCUUGAAGUAUCUGCGUUGUUGUUGGGGUCGAUUUCGAAUAAUAAUAAGUAAUGGUAAUAGGAUUGACAAAAAUCCAAUACAAUCUGUAAUCAUACGAGCGAUAACAAAAUCGGACGACCACGCAGCGGGAGAGCGAUUUGUUUAUUACGAGUAUGAUUACAGACCGAAUUGGACGACACGGAGUCCGAUUACCAAUUAAUCAUUAAAAUCACAAUUUCCGAGAAAAGAAGAUUAGCCAAGUUAUAAAAGAAAGGAAAUUUACAAUGUCAACUGAUGACCCUGUUAAACAAUUGAAAAUACGAGUCAACAAUAACAAGUUUGGGAUCAAUAUCAGUAUCUGGGCAACUGCCCACCUACCCCUCCCCUAACCCAACAUUAACCUUAACUUGUUGUCAAUCGACUGUUGUUGAGUUAGGGGAGGGGUAGGUGGGCAGUUACCCAGAUACUGAUAUUGAUCCCAAGUUUGAACCACGUUACUACAACUCCGUGUUUUCAUUUUCAAGUACAUUUACGUGUAGGUUAGACUGAUCAUGCCGGGUUCAAAGUAAAAAAAACCCUGAAAGUUAAGAUGUAAAUUAGGGAUAAGCAAUCUGAAUCGACGAAGGUGUUAGUAAUUAAGUUCAUACAGACACUGCCACGGUUUAGGUUUCUAGUCUUAACCAAAAAGCAUUCUGUGGAUGAGACAAUCCUACUUUUUAUGGCAUCUCUUCAGAUAACUGUUUUUGUUAAAUCAAAGCAGUCAUGCAUUUUUGUAGUUUUUUUGUAUUUUCGUCUUUCUUUCGGUUCAGUCUCACGUCGCAAUGCCAAUUUGUUCAAUAUGGUUCUUACUUAUUAUAAUUUUUCUCUUUUACUGCUGGAAUCUCAGUUCUUUAAUUUGUUUGCAUGUGAUAUUGCAGUGAAUACCCCGCGGGGACUGGGGCUGAAUCAAUCAUCUCCCUCUCGGUGAAGUGGAACACCAUGGGAAACAUCUUAGAGGAACACUUGCUACCGUUUGUUAUGAGUGCUUCAGGUCAGUUUGGCUAGGUAUAAGAAUAUUUUAGAUUUGAAAUAGUAUAUUUCUCCCUUGUUGUUCCUUUGCUUACUCCAGUUGUUUUCCCUUCUCUAUUAGCCAUGCGUCACGUGCUAUGUGUUUUUAACCAAUGGCUGUUAUUUUCUAGAUGAUGAAGUUCACCUUGGUAUUUUCAUGCCACCUUGUCAGCAUCUUUUACUAAAAUUCCGUCCACUAAACGAUCUAACUGUUGUUACCAUGGCGACUGAUGAUUGGCGGCUACUUCAACUCGUGGAAUCUUACCUGCAGCAAUUCGAACACGUCAACAGAUAACCUCUUCAGAAGAUUUACUGUAAACUCAUUUAUUAAAAAGCUAGGCGCCCAGACAGAAAUAAUUUCUUUAUCGGAAUUAUACGUACCACGGAAAAAGUGUGGUUUAACAGCCGAAUGAUUUGAUCAGCCACAGAUCUCUGUUAGGGAAAUUUGAUUGCUACCUCAAGGACAUGUUGCACC
Pocillopora meandrina is the source of this 20562-nucleotide messenger RNA. Lineage: Eukaryota; Metazoa; Cnidaria; Anthozoa; Scleractinia; Pocilloporidae. The record is from the annotation of a GenBank genome assembly.